AUGAAUCGCGAGGCAGUGGCGGUUCCUUUAUCUGCAGUGCCGACGUCGUUGGUGUCGCCACCCCUCCCCAUGCCACCGCCUCUGUUGCCGGCAACGGUUUUGUCGUCAGUCCCUCCGACAAAUGCGCCGCCGCAGCCGGUAACGCCACCGCCUUUCUUGGCUUUGGAGCCGCACACGACACGCCAGGAGGCAGACAAGCCGGCGCUCCCAGUACUGUUGCCUGUAGAAUCCCCACCCCGGGCGGGUAUAAAGGACAUGAGCGCGGUCUCGCCACCGGGGCAAAAGGAUGUCGUGGAGGAGAAAAGUACGGUCGCGGAACAACCUGCAUUCACGGUGUAUCCUCCAUCCUGUGACAAACCUCAGACGAAGCACGUUUCUUUAUUUGGCAAAGUUCGAUUUCCUAGCGUUUUUGCCGCCCCCGUUUGCGUGCCUGCCACAGAAAUUCUCUCCGCUCUGCCUCAGCAGUUGCCUCCUCCGUACGUUGUGUUUGGUGGAGCGCGGUAUGAUCAAAUGCCCUUUACAAAAAAGGCGCAGCGAUAUGUUGACCCGAGCAGAAGUUGUCAGCGUGCUACUGCAAUGAAGCGAGCCAGUUUAGAUUACAUGAAAGGACAACUGAAGCUUGCCAGGGAGUACUUGGAUUUAGGAACGUCUCCUGUGCCUCCUGAUGCGCCCAAAGGAGGGCAACCGUUGCCAAAUGGCGUCAUCAAACCGGCAACCACUUUAUCGUUCGAAGAUGGAGCUUUUUCCCAAAAGAACAUUUGGACAGUGGCCUACACGGGAUCCGCGAAGGAGCUCCACGGUUUCAUCGAAUCCCUCGAUGUGGAUGCCCUCAACGCCAAUGGGUUUGUGCUAUACAAUCGGCGCCAAUAUGGCAUUAAAAAGCUUGGUGAAAAGUUUGUUUUGGGUCUUGGCCAGAAGGCUAGCCCUUUGCAAUUUGCUGCUGUUGCAGGCCAUCUUGACAAUGUUGUUCUGCUACUUCAUUACGGGGCAAUGGACAACUCAACCCCACGAUUGAAAGAUAUUGUUGGUGCCGAUGUUAUGAAAAUGAUUCGGGGGUUAAGAGCAGGGCUCCGCUGUAGGCGAGCUGCUCCGAGCAGUAAGGUCAAAGUGGAAGAUGAUGUUCUUGUGACGAAUGCCCCUUUACCAUUGACAGCGGAGGAAGUUGUCCCUCCUAUGGGCAUGGAUUCAAACUUCUCAAUUGGAAUUUCAUUGCGAUAG
Molecule: messenger RNA, 1218 nt
Organism: Trypanosoma cruzi
Lineage: Eukaryota; Euglenozoa; Kinetoplastea; Trypanosomatida; Trypanosomatidae
Exons: 1
Coding region: 1-1218 (405 amino acids)
Molecular function (GO): protein binding
Source: RefSeq, a predicted model, not a curated record